This is a messenger RNA of Hypoxylon trugodes, 1089 nucleotides long. RefSeq lists its product as uncharacterized. The coding region runs from base 1 to 1089 and encodes 362 amino acids. The record is from RefSeq and is a predicted model, not a curated record. Gene Ontology annotation, molecular function: mRNA binding. Gene Ontology annotation, biological process: mRNA alternative polyadenylation. Gene Ontology annotation, cellular component: mRNA cleavage and polyadenylation specificity factor complex. Lineage: Eukaryota; Fungi; Ascomycota; Sordariomycetes; Xylariales; Hypoxylaceae. The transcript is spliced from 2 exons.
AUGGCGGACGAGGAUUUCGAGAUUGACGUCUAUGGCGACGCAAACGAGGCAAACGAUACCAAUGUCGAAGGUGAUGAUUCCAAAGUCGACGACUCCAACAACCAUGCCUAUGAAAGCAACGCCGCCAUAACUAUUGCCAAUGGUUCUAAUCCCGAUUCUACCGCCCACGCGCAUAACGAAGACUACAAUGCCGACGAUCGUCAUGAGAUGGAUACACGUAGUACUAGCGCAACUCCUGCGCAAGGCGUAAAGCGCAAGGAAGGUUCAGAUGACAGACCUAUUGAUCCCGGCGCAACUAGUGCACUAUUGCUUUCUGAAUUGCAGUGGUGGACUACAGAUAACGAUAUCCGCAAUUGGAUUCGAGGAGCAUCUUGUGAGGAUGAGAUGAAGGACAUCACUUUCAGCGAGCACAAGGUCAAUGGUAAGAGUAAGGGCCAAGCUUAUGUCGAGUUUUUGUCCCAACAAGCUGCUACCGCCGUUAAGCGACAAGUUGAGACCAUGGAUUCCAACCAGCCGGGCGGCAAGAAGAUCACCGUAAUCUACACAUCACAUACUACCAACCCGUUCAAAACUCUACCGAAGGAUGCACCGGCGAGGGCCAAUAAGGAUGGAGGUUCCCGUGGAGGUUCUAACAUGGGUGGCUACAAUGAUCGUGGUAACUUCAGAGGUCGCGGUAACUUUAAUGGACCCCGUGGAGGAUUUAACCGCAACUUUGCUGGUAACAAUAUGGGUGGCGGUGGAUUCCAUGGAAACGUACCCGGUGGAUUUAACAACAACAUGGGAGGCGGAAACUUCGGUUUUAAUAACGGUGGCGGUGGUGGAAAUUUUGGCUUCCGUGGCGGUAUGAUGCCGGGUGGUGGCAUGGGCGGUGGCAUGCGUGGAGGUGGAAUGCGCGGCGGCCGUGGAGGUGGUAUGAAUCCUGGUAUGAACGCGGGCAUGAGCAAUGGAAUGAUGCCCGGUAUGGGAGGUAUGGGUAUGCCUAUGAUGGGCUUCCAACAACCUCCGCACUUCAAUCCGGCCUUCUUUGGUGGUAACCAAUCAUCGGAUUGGCAGAACCCUCACGGAGCCAAGCGCCCUCGGGAGAACUAG